CUGAUUUCUGAAGUCUGAGUGACUUCCUCUGUGUGCCGAGAGGAAAGAGGCUUCUGCACUCACAGCCGAAGGGAAAGCAGCAGGUUGGGGCAUCUUGUGGCCAACUUCAGAGCCUGUCACCAGGAAAGGUAAGCAUGGGAGGAAGGAAGAUGGCAAGAGAUGAAGAAAAUGUCUACGGCUUAGAAGAGGACACCCAGUCCUGGCAGGAGCCCACGCUGAGGCUCAUCCUUGUUGGGAGAACAGGGGCCGGGAAAAGCGCCACCGGGAACAGCAUCCUGGGCCAGAGACGGCUCCUGUCCAGGCUGGGGGCCACGUCUGUGACCAGGGCCUGCACCACGGCCAGCCGCAGGUGGGACAAGUGGCACGUGGAAGUUGUGGACACUCCGGACAUUUUCAGCUCCGAGGUGUCCAGGACAGAUCCCUGCUGUGAGGAGAGAGGUCACUGCUACCUGCUCUCGGCCCCCGGGCCCCACGCGCUGCUCCUGGUGACCCAGCUGGGCCGGUUCACCGCCCAGGACCAGCAGGCGGUGAGGCAGGUGAGGGACAUGUUCGGGGAGGGCGUCCUGAAGUGGAUGGUCAUCGUCUUCACCAGGAAGGAGGACCUGGCCGGGGGCUCCCUGCACGAUUACGUGCACGGCACAGAGAACCGGGCCCUGCGCGAGCUGGUGGCCCAGUGCGGGGGCCGGGUCUGUGCGUUUGACAACAGGGCCACCGGCCCGGAGCAGGAGGCCCAGGCGGAGCAGCUGCUGGGGCUGGUGGAGGGCCUGGUGCGGGAGCACGAGGGCGCCCACUACUCCAACGAGGUGUACGAGCUGGCGCAGCAGCUGCGCUGGGCGGACCCCGGGGAGCGGCUCCGGAGGGUGGCGGAGCGCGUGGCCGCCCGCGUGCGGAGGAGGCCGUGGAGCGCCUGGCUGCGGGCCGCGCUGGGGGCGUGGUCGAAGCCGUUUUGGAGCUGGAGCCUGUGCCUGGCCCUGCUGCUGGGAGGCGCGCUCCUGCUCUGCGUGCUGCUCCACGGGCGCCAUUCGCAGGUCUUGUUGGAAAUCAGGCCUGACUGACAGUGCAGGCCCUAAAACUGCAGGCAACUUGGUAAGAGAGCGGUUGAAGGAAAAAAUUCAUUCCAGCAGAAGGAAUCCUGUCGUUUCAGGCACAGUUUUAAUGACACAGAAAACUGAACGCUGCAUCAUCUUUGCAACUUUAACAAGGCUCAGAGUUAACUUUUUAUGUUUCUAAGUCUCAUUUUAAACAUUGCGUAUGCAGAGUUUUAAAAUAAAUUCGUCUAACAAUAACUUUCUUUGGUAGUUUUGGUAGUUUAAUGUCAAGUAGCUUGUGGUGGGGACAAAUCCAUGGCACAGGGAAAACAAGUGCCUUUAUUUUAGAACUUUUUAAAAAAUUCAAUUGAGACUGCUCCUCCUUGAUAAUUUUCUAGUUCUUAUUCAUUGGUAGAUAUGGUCCUUUGGGAUUCUUGUAGGCUUUCAGCAUCAAUGAAAGAAAUGUGGGGGUUACACAUGUUAAUUUUACUUCUGAGACAUCAGUUUAUUAGUACAAUGAUUUUCUACCAAAAUGAUAAAUGUAACUGUGCUGAAAAUAACAGUUUCCACUUUUCUAGAACAUAUUAUGGUUCUUGGCUUUCCAAAAUGAAGUAGUGUCCCAGCACAGUGGCUCAGCCUGUAAUCCCAACACUUUGGGAGGCUUAGGUAGGCAGAUCAUCUAAGAUCAGGAGUUCAAGACCAGCCUGGCCAACAUGAUGAAACCCUGUCUCUACUAAAAAUACAAAUAUUAGCCUGUUGUGGUAGCCUUCGCCUGUGAUCCCAGCCACUGGGAAGGCUGGGAAGGGAGAAUCGUUUGAUGCAGUGAGCCGAGAUUGUGCCACUGCACUCCAGUCUGGGUGAUAGAGUGAGACUUUGUCUCAAAAAAAAAAGAAAGAAAGAAAGAACUAAGAUAUUAUGAUAUUGGGGAAAUAACGUAAUAUCUUCUAUAUGGUCAUUCAUACUUUUAUCACACACAUGCACAGUCUGUAUCUCAAGCUCCUCCCUGGUCAUGGAGAAGAGGCAGAGCGCCAGGUGCAUAGGCUGAGAUUGCAGACACCAGAGCAUCCUGUGCUGUGCAGCUAAAGCAUCCAGGGCCUGUCCAGGAAGGUUCUUGAAUGCCACAUGAUUAGAAAAUGUGACACUGACUGACGCUGACUGGUUGUGCAAACCAAACAAUAAGAUUUCCUUAUUUCUAUUUCUGAACAUAAUGAGAGGCCUUUAAGGGAACUCAAUGUCUUUAAAUCAGCCAACCUCUAGUAAGGGCAUGGAGACACAGGAAGCAGAUAUUCACCUGAGCCCCAAUAAAGGGGUGGAGGAGGAGGCGGCGGCAGCUGGAGUGUGCGCAGGUGCCCUAGAAUCCUUCCCAGCACACGUUGGGAAGGAGGGGUCUGCAAGCAUGUGCAAGAAUGCCAGGUCGGGCUAAAGACCACAGGAGGUUCCAGGUAGGCUGCGGGCUUCGGGCAGGCCAUGGUCCGGGGCCCUAAGGGCCUUGGUGACCGCUGCAGGGAGUUGGACUUUUUGAAGCGUGGCUCAAGAAAAACCCAUGUUUAAUUCCUCCCUUUCACUUCCUCAGCAGCCAUACUUGGCCCAAGCAGGGGCCUCGAGCCAGGGAGGGAUUCCUUUAAUGACCAGAGGGGGCAGCAGGGAGGGCACAGCGUGGUCAUCCGAGGCCACUUGCGCACGAGCCAGUGCUGCUGGUGGUGUUAGCAACUUUUAUCAAAGUGGUUUACUGUACAGCAGCAGCAAAGGUAUUGCUCUUUGUGGAGCAGGGCUCCCCCAUAGGCAGUGUGCCCAGAGUAGCAACGCGGAAGCAGUUUUGCAGUCAUAGUUAUACCCACUCUGAAAUACGUGCACAUUAGGCAGUGGAUUAUGCCAACAUUUCUAGAAAAAGGGUGGUAGCUUCCAGGUCGUGGGAUUGUUGCCAUGGAAAGGAGCUGUAACUUCCAGGUGUUACCUUAGCAAUGAUAACCUGACGUGACACUGGUGAGUGUGUUUUAUGGACAGACUCUUUCACCUCCUCCCUUUCAAGCUAGUCUUCAAUGUGUCUGGAGCCCAAUCCCCACCACUAGAGUCGAGUCCUGCCUCCUACCUCAGUGAUAUAAAUAUAAAGUAGCAUGUGGUUAAUUUGUCAAAUACAUUUGUAAAGUGCAAUCAGAGAUGUAUUGUCAAUCUGAAUCUCAAAAUAUGCUAUCAUCUUUGAAUUUGAAUAAUAUAUUAUUCUAAAAGUUACAGUUUUCCUUUACAUUCAAUAACAUUUCUCUAGUGGUUUUCUUUUUCAGAAACUUUGAUUAUGAUCUUUUUUUUUUCACCUUUGUAUCCCUGUCAUACAACCCAGUGCCUGGCAUAUAAAGUAGGGUCAAUAAUUGUUUGGAAAAUGAAUGGUAAAGUUGACUUUCCUGUACCCUUUUAAUAUUAGGUUUCUAACUAUAAGAGUUUUUACCAUUUUCUAAGUUUUCUAUCAUAGAUAACAAAAAAUUCUUUCAUGUAAGCACGCCAUUGUAUCAAUGAUAUUCUCCUGCCCUAAGGAAAUUUUCUUCCUUUCAAGCACAGAGUUCCCAAAAUUACUGUAUUUCUACCCCUUUCAGCUUAUUUUAUCCUUUUCUGCUGCUACAGAACAGCUGGCAUUCACCAUUUCAUCCAGUAAAGUCGUUUUUUAGGCUAUGGUUUGAAGGAUGCUUUUCCUCCAUAGCUCAGGGUUAGGCCUUGUGACCUCACUUAUGUAAUUUGAGUGAUAUGAUAGCACGAAUCAAUUUUAUAUUUAAAUUACAGCAUAAAACAGCACUGCCUCCUGUAGGAAAAACUUUCUUGCUAAUUUUAACCAGUCACAGGGUAAAAAUAUUGCCCAAUACUUCAAAAAUUGCAUGAAUAUAUAUUCAUUUCAAUUAUGUCCUCCUUCCUCUCGUCUCCUUUUAUCUCUUUGAGUAUAAAAAAUGUAUGGGUCAUGUGCUGAUGAUGUUUCUCUUCAUAUUUCCAUGCCUUGGUGCCUGGACCAGCUUUUGUUCUACACAAAAAGACUUGUAUCUGGCUUAUUUCUGAAAGCUAGUGUUGGCCAUGAUGAACUUUUAGAACAAAAGAUUUCAGGCACUGUGUACAUUCUUAUUCUUACACAAUCAAUAUUCAGUUCCAGCCACACCAUAGCCCUGACAGACACCAGUGCUCCUUCCAGAGAUUCACCUAUGGAUUGAGUAUCCCCGAAGAGAAUUCCUGUAAAUUUUGGGUGAAGCUAUAGCUAGACUAUGGCUAAACACUCAUUUAUCCCCUGUGAUUUUUAAUCUAACAGUGGCAACGUUGGCCUAUUCUUAGGCAACUAGAUUUGUUCUUGCUACCAAUAAAAUAUUUUAUUGAGAUGCCUCUAAAUUUGUCCCCAGCCUCUUUAUUUAUUUAGGAAGUUAUCACUCCAUAUACUGGAUAUUUUGUUAUAAUUAUUGGUUUGAGUCUUAUUUUUAUAUUUUCAAUCACGUUCUUUGCCUAAUUCUUCUCAUAUUUUCAUAUUUUCUUUCCCUCCUCAUAAUCCUCUUUACAUAUCACUGUUUAGGCACUUAGACUUUUUUUACUUUCAAAUGGUGUUAUAUUGUGCAUAUACUCUUGAUUUCAUACACCUGAAGAUUCCUAGACUAUUUUUUCUGCUACAUGUUGGCAUGAUGUGUCAUGGUGAACACUGAAGAGAACUGCGUACCACUCCUCAAAAAUUACACACACACACUUGUAUGCAUGCAAACACAGACACAAACACACUCACAUCUCAAUCCCAAGAAAUAAAUAGAUAUCUCAAUCCCAAGAAACACAAGGAACGAAAGACUUUCGGACUUCCAGUUCUGCAGAAUUUCUUAGAAGGAUCAACUCCAAGUUUUAAGCCCAAAUUCCCAGAAUUUGUCUCCAGUAGGCAGAGAAGGCCUUCUUCCUGAAAAGUCACAGAUUCUUUCUUGUGUUAAAGGAUAAUUCUCUGUAGAGAAUUCUCUGUAGAUCCCUCUGUAAUAUUCUCUGUAGAUCCCUCUGUGACAGCUUGCACAUGAAGACCUAGAUCAGAAUUAUCUCUGAUGCUCAAAGAGUUAGGGUUACUCAGAAUCAAUGAGAUCAACGGAGCAUAGAUCAUAUGGUAAUCGUGGUUAGAUAGUUAGUACAAUACUCCCAUAGAGAAUAAUGUCAAAACUAGAGAUAAAAUUAAUAGUAAGCUUCAAAAACCUAACAAGAGUGAGGAAUUUCUAUAACAAAUCUAAGAAAAGUGAAAACCCAGAAAGCUAAGCCUGGUAAGGAGCCACUUUUGCCCUUAGAGUAUUUACAGAUCAAGUAGAAACAGCUUAAAAAUGGAGCCACACCCUGGGGUUUGGUAAUUUAAUAGGAUAAUCAGGGUAAAAAUAAAAUCCACAAUCAAUCCAAAGUGAAGACUCUCAUCCUCAUCCUACUUUUAGAAAGGAUCCCGCCUGUAAUCUCAGCACUUUGGGAGGCUGAGGCAGGCAGGUCACCUAAAGUCAGGAGUUUGACAUCAGGUGGGCCAACCUAAAGAGACCCUGUGUCAACUAAAAAUACAAAACAUUAGCCGGGCAUGGUGGUGCGUGCCUGUAAUCCUGGCUACUCGGGAGGCUGAGGCAGGAGAAUUGCUUGAACCCAGGAGGCAGAGGUUGCAGUGAGGCAAGAUUGUGCCACUGCACUCUAGCCUGGGCAACAGAGUAAGACUGUCUGAAAAAAACAAAAAAUCCCAAAGUGUUAAAUUAUCAAAUGUAAAUCAUCUCCUUCCUGUAGACUUGCAGUGUGAGUGUCCUGAGACUUUAUUAAAGUGAUCUUUCUCCAAAAGUGUCUCAAGAUUUGGCAUUAAAAAGGAAUUCUACCUGGAAUUUGACACUAACAUUUUGGGCCUUCAAUUUUCCUUUGAACACUUCUUUGUAAAUGCAUAUCUAACACUCAGAGAAAACCAACCACCUAAAGAAACAUGAUGCAAUGAGAAAACCAAACAAAAAGUAACAGAAACAAAUAAGCAAGGACUUGAGAUACUAUAAUAAUCAGAUAUAGGUAUAAAGUAAGUAUACUUAUUUUACUUAUGGUCUGAGGGCUACCUGUCCCUCUACCUGCUUCUGCCUCCGUUAAAUUUUUUGUACGUCUAAUCCAGUUUUGGUGUUUCCUCCAUCACAAACCUGAACUUAUAUAUAACUGAAAUUAACAACUCAGUAGACAGAUUUAACGGAUUAGACAGUGCUGAAGAGAGAGCCAGGAUAGAAGAAAAUCCAGAAUGCAGCUCAGAGAUACCAAAUAGAUAGGCAAUGUGGAGAGAGGGUAAGAAAUAUAGAGAAAAGAAUGAGAAGUUUUAAUAUAUUAAUCAUUCUGAAAGAAUAGAAAAACAUAGGUUCACAGAGACAAGACAAAAAAAAAAAGGGAUAGAAAAACAGGAGUUAAGACAAUAUCUGAAAACAUGAGAAAUUUCCAGAACAGAUAAAAUAUAUCAGUCUGCUAAUUCAAUUAAGCUAAUGAAUUAACUUAAAGCAGAAAAAAGGGAUAUUAUAUUUAAAGGAGUAAAAAUUGGACUGUCAAAUGACUUCUAAAAAGAGGCAAAAAAAAAAACCUCUGUGUUCUGUACAAGACUUUUUUUAUAAAUAUACAAGGAACACCCUGAAUUCUGUGAUAGUUUCAUGUGUCAGCUUGAUUGAACUAAGGGAUGCCUAGAUGGCUAGUAAGAUAUUAUUUCUGUGUGUGCUUGUGAGAGUGUCUCCAGAAGCGAUUAGAAUUUGACUCUGCAGAUUCAAAAGAGUAGAGUUCUGCCAUCACCCGUAUGGGCAGAUAUCAUCUAGUCUGCUGAAGUUCCAAAAAGAACAAAAAGGCAGUGAAGGGAAAAUUCACUCUCUCUUCUUGAGCUGGGACAUCCGUCUUCUUUUCCCUUCAAACCUUUGAGCUCCUGGUUCACAAACCUUUGGACUAUUGAACUUACACCAGCAACCUCCCACACACACAUCUGGCUCUUGGACCUUUGGCCUCAAACUGGGAGAGUUACAUCAUCAGCUACCCUAGUUCUCAGGCCUUCAAACUCAGAUUGGAUUAUGCCAUCAGCUUUCCUAGUUUUCCAGCUUGCAGACAGCAUAUUAUGGGGCUUCUCAGCCUCCAUAAUCAUGUCAACCAAUUACAUUACACACACACACACACACACACACACACACACACACACACACACACACAAUGGGUUCUAUAUUUUUGGAGAAUCCUCACGAAUACAGGUGCCAUUAGGAAGAAGGUCAGUAUUACUGAGAGAGCCCAGCGCCCAAGGCCCAGGCACAUAGGCCAUGCCUAAGACUGAAGCUGUGUAAGAACAGCAAAGAACACUGCCCUGCCCUUGCCAUACACCUAAAAAAUACUGAGUGAUUAAUAAGCAAUCCAGUCUACUAUAGGGAAAGGUCAAAGCCUGGAACAACCCCCUAUGAAAUGGAGUUAUGCAGAGAUGACUGAAAUCUGAGGGUGACUGGAACAGGAACACCAAGUAAAGCCCUAUGGCAUUUCAGUCCCAACUUAAGCAUCAGGCAACAUUAAACAAAUUAAAAACCUAAGAUGCACUGAAGGUAACUAUAGCAACAACCCCAACCCAGUUCAACUCUUUAUUAGAUUGACUCAGCUGAACACUAAGAGCCUGACAGAAGAAGAGGCAUAACCAUUCUAGGCAUAAAUACUAUUUAUCUCAAUUUAAUUUCCUACUAUGCAUAUUUACAAUUUAAUAAAAUUAUAAUAUAUUCAGAAAAGCAAAAGUACAAUAAUCCACUAUGAAAAGACAAAAACAAUCCACAGAACCAGACUCAGAAAUUGUCCAGAAGUGGGACAGGGUCUCUAAAAUAAUUAUGAUUACUAUGCUAAAUGAUGAAGUGAAAAAUGUAGACAACAUGUAACAAAAUACUAGGCAUUUCAACAGAGAGACAGAAACUAUAAGAGUCAAAUGUAACUUAAAAAUUAAAAACAUUCUAUUAGAAAUAAAGUAUUCCGUAGGGGUUACAUCAGUAGACUUGACAUCGUUGAGGAAGGAAUCAGUGAAUUGGAAAAUAAGUUAAUAGAAAUUGUUCAAACUGAGUAAAGGGAGAAAAACAAAUGAGGGAAAAAAUAUCUAGGAGCUAUGAAAUUAUAUAAAGCAGUUUAACAUACAUGUCAAAAAGAGAGAAUGAACAGAAGAAAUAUUUGAAAAGGUAGUAGUUAAGACUUUUCAAAAAAUAAUGAAAGACACCUAACUACAUAUCCAAGAAACAGAGUGCUCCAACCAGGGUAAACACAUAACAAAGCAAAAUAGAAAAGCUAGACAUUUUAUACUUAAACUGUUGAGAACCAAUGAUAAAGAGGAAGUCUUAAAUGUAACUAGGGGGAAAAAACAUUAUAUUAGAAAAAUAAAUAUUAGAAUCACAGCUGAUUUUUUGUCAAAAACUACAAUUCAGGACACAAUUGAAUAGCAUCUUUAUAAUACUAAAAUUUUUUUUAAAAAACUAUUAACCCAGAAAUGUAUAGCCAGCAAAAAUCUUUCAAAUAUGAUGGUAAAUAAAAAUGUUAGUUGUUAGUUAGAAAUAAAGACUCUGACUAACAAAAGCUAAAACAAUUAAUUAUCAGCUUAUCUUCACUACAAGAAAUGUUACAAGAAGUUUUUCAGGCAGAAGGAAUAAAUAUGACACCAGAUAGAAAUUUGAAUCUACACAGAGAAAUGAAAAACCCUAGAAAUGGAAAAAAUAAAUACAAAUAUAAAAGGAAUUUUACAUUUUUUAGCUCUAACAAAAAAGUAAUAGUGUAUUAGGGAAGUUAUAAAAUAUGUAAAAGUUUACAACAAUCAUAACACGAAAAGGAAGGAUGAAUUGCAAGUACACUAUCAUAACUCUUAAAAUACAUGUGAAGUGGCCUGAAAUUUUUAUAGACUGUAAUAAACGGUCUAAAAUCCACGUAGAUUUGUUAAAACCACAAGAUUCAGCCAUAUGCUAUCUACAAGAAAUGCACUUUAAAUAUAAUGACUGAAUUGGUUAUCUAUUGCUGCGUAACAAAUUACCACAAAUGUGACAACUUACUACAACGUGCAAUUAUUAUCUCACAGUUUCUGUGGAUCAAGGGUUUAUAUUGUUGGGAUAUUUGGCCCCUCAUUUCUCAUGUUGAAAUGUAAUUCAUGGUGUUAGAGGCAGGACCUGGUGAGAGGUGUUUGGGUAACGGGAGUGGAUCCUUCAUAGAUGGGUUGCUGCUGUCCUCAUUGCAGUGAGUGAGAUCUGGUCAUAUGGAAGUGUGUAGCACCUCCCCAACCUGUUGCUCUUACUCUCUUCCAGUGACAUGCAGGCUCCCCUUUGUCUUCCACCAUGAUUGAAAGCUUUCUGUGUCCCUCAACAGAAGCGGAUACCAGCAAUGUGCUUCCUGCACAGUCUGCAAAUUGUCAGUCUUAUGUAUUUCUUUAUAGCAAUGCAAAAACAGCCUGCACAGGAGUCCAGGCAUGGCUUAGGUGGACCCUCUAGUCAGCAAUUUAUGAAGCUGAAACAGAAGUGUCACCCAUGCUGCUAUUUGGAGCUCAGGGUCCUUUUUUCAACUUCAUUCAGGUUAUUGGCAGAAUUCAGUUGUUUGUGGUUGAAAGACUGUGGUGUGGAUAACUCUUAGAGGCGGAUCCUCUCCAUAGGCAGUUUAAAGCAUGAAUGCUUGCUUUCUUAAAAGCUGGAAAUAUCUCUUGCUUUUAAGGCUUCUUUUAAUUAGGUGAGACCUAAUUAAAAGACCCAGAACAAUCUCCCCUUUAAUGCAAAACUAGCUGAUUAGGAACCUUAAUUAAAUUUGCAAAAAUCCCUUUACUUACCAUGUAAACCAAUCACAGGAAUGGCAUUCAUUCUACUCACAGGUCUUCCCACACAAAAGGGGAAGAGAUUAUCCAGGACAUGUACACUAGUUGAUGGGAAUCUUGGAGCCCACCGUAGAAUUCUGCCUGUCACAGUCAUAGAGAUGUGUUGAAAGUAAAAGAAUGGGGAAAUAAAAAUCAUGAAAACACUCAUCAAAAGGAAGCUGGAGUAGCUACGUUAAUAUAAUACAGAUCUGUAGUCUACAGAGCAAGGAAUAUUGUCAAGGAUAAAAAUGGGCAUUACAUAAUGAUAAAUGUGUUAAAUUAUCAGGAAGACAUAACAAUCCUUAGAAUGUUUGCACCUAAAAACAAAGUUCCAAAAUACGUGAAGCAAAACUAAAGAAACCAAAAAGAUAAAUAGACAUAUCCAAAAUUAUACUUGGGUACUUUAAACCUUCUUUCUCAGUAAUCAAUAAAACAUGUAGACAGAAAAUCUGUAAGAAUACAGAAGGUAUAAGACUGAAUGCAUUCCCUUAAGUUCAGGAAAAGGCCAGGAUGUCCCUCAUUGCCAUUCCAAUUUAAUGUUGUGGUAGAGAUCCUGCUGGUGAAAGGAGGCAAGAAAAAGAAAUUAAAAGCACACAGAUUGGAAAAAAAACAUAAUAAAAAUGUUUUUAUUUGCAGAUGACAUAAUUUUCUAAGAAGAAAAUCUCAAAGAAUCAAGAAAAAAUAUUCUAGAACUAAUAAAUUAGCAAGAUCAGAAAAUACAAGGUCAACAUACAAAAAUCAGUUAUAUUCUUACAUACUUGUAAUAAAUGGCUGGAAACUGAUAUUAAAUCAAUACCAUUCAUAGUAUCAUUAAAUUAUAAAAUAUUGGAAUUAAUCUAAGGUUUUUACACUGAAAACUACAAAACAUUGAUGAGAAAAAUCAAGUAAGACCUAAUAACUGGAACAAUAUUAUACCAUGUCCAUUAAUCAGAAGAUUCAAUAUUAUUCAGAUGUCCGUUAUUUCUAAAUGAAUCUACAGAGCCAUGCAAUCACAAUCAAAAUUUGGAAGGAUUUUCUUAUAUAUUUUUCAAACUGAUUCUAGAAUUUAUAUUUAAAAACCAAAACCAUUUUGAAAAAGAUAAUUCCUACUUCCUGAUCACAAGAUUUACAUAUAGCUGCCAUCAUCAUAACAGUGAGGUAUUGGUGAAGAUUAGACAUAAAGAUCAAUGGAACAGAAUACAGUUUAGAAAUAGACAUAUAUAUAUGAUCAAUUAAUUUUUGAAUGUAUACCAGAGUAAUAAAAAAAAGGAUAGUUCCUCCAAGAUAGGUUAAUGGAAUGAAAAUUUGGACAUAUAUUUCUAAAAAAAAAAAAAUCUUGAUUUAUAUCUCACACCAUAUGCCAAAAUUAACUAAUGUGAUCUUCUGAAAACCAUUUCUCUACUCUGACUGCAGUCUCCUUAUCUGUAAUAUGGGGGAGAAAAGAACUAGUUUGGAUGAUCUCCAGAAUUGUUCUAGCUUUCACCUUCUGUGCCUGUACCUUUUUCCUUUCACUUCCACAAAACUCAGUUAUUCACUGGGUUAAACACAAAUGGCAGACAUGUGCAUGCAAAUCUCCAUGAGGCUUAUGGCCAGCACAGGCUGUGGUUUUCAUAGAAAAGCCACAGGAGGUCACAGGAGGUAUGACUGCUUAUGUUGUCACUGAACUCUUUCUAACACCUCUUGUGCAAAUCAACUCCCUUCACCCUUUCAGCAGAGAAAUUAGCUUUGUCUCCACUUUUUACCAUUGCUCUUGCUGUGUUUUCCCUUCUCUGAAAAAGCAAAUAGAUAGCCACUGUGAUCCUGGCUCAGGUUCCCAGGACACAGGAGCAUCCCCAGGCCAGGAACCUCAUGUCCUGGGUCUAGGAGGACUUGGCCUUGACAGAGACCAUGAGGCAGCUGGGGAGCACUGCCUGGGGCAGAAUCUGACAGAAUCUCCUGAUUGUAUGUAAGGUCUGAUAGCUUCAGAAGGGUAGGAACCAGAGAUCUUGGGGUGGGAUAUGUUAAAAGACAAUGUGCACCCGAAGAACCCUUGGGCAUUCCUACAGCUGUGCCUGUUGGUAACUCUGAUACCCCAGGCUGUCAAAUGCCAAUAGUAAUUUCAGACAGAAGGAAAACAAGACCCAGACAGCACAACUUGGUAUAUUAUACUCUUUUCAUCAAAAGUAGAGUUUCCCAACUUUUUCAUGUCAAUGUCCACAUGGUAACAUUUGUCACAGCAUAGUGUGUAAACACAAGAAACUGCCCCCAACCUCAGAAGCAACUGAUCUCAGGCCUUAAGUCAUCUUGGGGUUUGGGGGGGCCCUUAUCUUCCCUCUGAGGCUGAGGGGGAAAAUAUCUCAACAAACCUAUAAUUGAUUGACAGCUCAAGGGCUGAGAAAUUCCAAUGUAAUGACUCAAAAGAAAAUCAGCCUGGUAAGAGUACACCUCACAAGCUCAGAAACAUUAUUUGUGACAGGAAGGUAUCAGCUGUGGAUGCCAAGGCGCUCACCAGGAGACAUUCGGUUGCAGGUGAUAAUGUCAGGGUAGGGAAGGGUCUCAUUAGGCUUUCAGGAAGGCCCACCCCACUCCAGAUGCAACAGGAGCAAUCCUCCAUGGUGCCAGCUGGGAAAUCUCCAGGGAUCUUGUCAUCCCUGGUGGGCCUCAUCUAACCCAUCCAAUAAACAACUAGAGGAGAACAUCAAGGCAUGGAUUCAGUCCCUGCUGCUCCCUCUUGGCCUUUUGGGUUAACUAAAUAGGUGAAGGUUCUACUCUAAAUGCAAUACUAUGGAAUUAGACAACUAGACAUCGGCUAACCUGACAACUCUAGAGGUCACAAUAACAAGCUUUUACAACUGCUCUAGGGGCUGUCCUGCCCUGACAUCUACAUACUCUCUGCUUCCUUUAAAAUCACCGCUUCAAAGGGCCCCUUCCCCGCCUCCUGUCAACCCUGAUCACAUGUCCAAGUUCCACUCCACACUUCAGGGCUUUCUUCCUGGGGCUGGUCCAUGUUGACCUCUUUUCUUCCCAAAAUCCUGUUUAAUACAUUGUCUAAAACUAUGCUUUCAUGUACUUUUUACCAUUUCCCUCAGUUUCAUACUGCUUCCCAGAACUUACAUACAAUCAUAUUUUAUGUGAUUAAUUUUGAUAGUUUCUAUUCUGCUCUAUUUCAUUUUUGAAUGCUCUAUAAUGGGGUGUAUGAACUAUACUUGUCCAAAACAUUUAUUUGGGAUUCUUACUCAUUGUCUUUCAUGUGCAUAAGUCUUGUCUCUCUAAUAAGAUUUUAGGUUCCUUAAGAGGGUGGCUUUUUGUCUGCUUUCUAUGGGUGCUGUCUGGACUUAUCACUCAUUAGGUGUGGUGUGGUGCACAGGCUCAGGAGAACUGGGUAAAUUUGCUUUGCAAGAUGCAAUAUUUAGAAACUUGGAGUGUGCUUUCUGGCAUCAUUAAUCUUUCCUUGAUGUUGUGUGUUAACUGUGGGCUCAAAUAGCUGCCCUCGUAUUGACCUGAAUGUUUCUGAAUCCUCAACUCUACCUCCUAGAUUCACCCCUGGAUGAUCUCUGACCCACUAUGAAGCCUCUUCCGCAGGUGUGGUCUCUGCACUGCAGCCUGAUCCAGGAGGCUCCUUUGUUCACCUCCAAUGAGAGGGGCCCUGACCUGGCCCCUCUCAGCCCUGAAAAGAGAAACCAUGACCUUCUCUGAACACAGAGGAAAUAAUAAUGUUGAUAAUAUAGAAAUGCCUGCAUUUUAAUGCUUUUUUCAGGAUCUUUUACCUGCUUUUCGAUUUUCAUAAGAACACAAAGUUCUAAAAAAGUUCCAAGAAAGCACUAUUUUUAGAGUGACUACAGACAAGGAAGAAAAAUCACACUUCAGCAUUUAGCACCCCCCACCCUCCUGCUCUCUGACCUGCGGUUUCAUUUCCACAUUUUCCACUAGUCAUGUUCAUGGGAGACCUUCAUGGAAUAGGAUGAAAUGAUGAAUGAAGAGACAGAGGCCAGAUGGAGAAGGAGAGCAAGCAUGACUAAGUGUUAGGAGACCAUGUGGUGGCCAACAGGCUCGGUUUGACUGGGACUAGGGGUUUCCCGGGACUAAGGGGUUUCCCAGGACGGGAACCUUGUAGUGCUAAAUCCAGUCAAAUUCAGAGCAAGUUGAAUGGUUGGUCAUCUAGGAGCUUAGCCCAGUGGCUCAGGAGAAAGUGGUAAAUGUCACGCCUCCUCUUUCCCUCACUCUUCUUCCUCCUUCAUCAGAAGGCAAUAAUUGUCUAUCUCCCAUGCCAAACAGAAGGUUCAAGGCAUGGACCCAGUCCUUGAAUCACUCCAAGUUGGUAGGGAAGGUGACUGCCAAAAAUGUCUUGAAAAUGGAGCUUUGGUAUCUCCACAGCUUAAAAAAGCUGAUUCUCAGAGCAGCCUGCAGGUAUCGACCCUGAGGUGGCUACUGUGCUCAGAUCUCCAGAACCUUCAUCACAUAACUACCGCACAUGAGUUGCAACUCAGUUUGUUCAGUUCUGUGCACCAGGAAGCAUCACAGAGAGAGAACAGGGAGAGCAGAGGGGUCUGGGGAUGGAUAGAGACCUGCUUUCAGCAGUGAUUCAUUCUAUUUUGUAGUAUGUCAUAUUUGGUAGAGAACUCUCUCUGUCCAGGCUGAAAAGGGAUUGAAUUUGGUGUCAAACAGAAGGAUAGGGAAAAUGGCCACUUCCACACUUCAAUUGAGAAGUGUCCCAGGUUUCCUGUUUUUGUUUUGAUUUUCUUUUUUUCAAAUCUGAACAGAGGAAUAAAGAGGGUGAGGAAAAGGCACAAGGAGUCUAGUUUUGGAAAUACUUUUAUAUCUGGAUAUAUACUAAUUUCUACAAUCCUAGGUUCUGAAAGUAACUACCUAAGAUUAUCCUUCUAGCACUAAAUGUAACUACAAAAGGGGACGUGAGGGAGAGUUGGAGCGUUUAAGUUGUAUGUUUUACGUAUUUACUCAGUAAGUAUUUUUGAGCACUUUCUAGGGCUAAGUUCUGGCAAAAGCCCUGACCUAAAGACAGUGCCUGACCUCUGAGAAGUCCAAGAUCUUAUCCAGAAGUCUGAUAGGGACCAGUUAACACAUUUCAUCUUUGGUUCCCUGGGGUCUCUUUGAGCCAUAAGAAGACCCCAGGAACAGCUAGCGAAGAAAAGAUAAAAUUUAGAGAACAGGAGAACUCAAAGCACAAAAUCAGCCCUUACUGAGGUGCCAGAGCACCCAGCCAAGUGGAUAAAUACAUUUGUGAAUAGCUCAAACCAAAGGAAAGAGAAGGAGUUUGAAGAUGUUGCUAGAAUGAAGUGAAAGUAGCACAGUUUGCUACAUUGAUAAGAAUGGUUAGCAUCAGUGCCCCUCACUGUUUAUGAGAUUUUGAUGUGAACUCUGUCCGUCAAGUUUUUAAGAGAUUGCAGCCAGGUGCUGGGGGAGUACCUGGUCUCUAACUAAUAAGGGUGAAAUCCUGAUCAGACUACAGCCCGCUUCCUGCCCUGCUCUGCUCAAUUUACACAAGUUAUGAUUGCCUACUAGGUUGAAAGUCCUUGAGGAAUUUAAAAGAGUAAGGGCCAAUAAAAUAUCAAAGGCCAAUAAAAUAAAAUAAGGAAAAAACAUCAAUUUUCUUUCCUGGGGAAAAAAAAAAAUAGUGGAAAAGAAUUACCCCUCCCUUCUUAUGGCAUUUUCUUUAGAAAGCUUGUGAGUGUGAAUUAUUUCUCUGCCCUUUGUAAUGCAAAUCUUUUUAAAAAGCUGUUUGACAGCCCAUGGCUGUCUUUAUGUCUUUAGAGUACCUGGGAGCCAUCCCUUUGAAGUGUAAACAUCAAGGAAGAUCGGGUCCCCACCUUCCAGUCUCUGUGGGAAAGCAGGAGCCUAACUUAGAUAGGAGCCUCACUUGUGCCAGAACCUUUCUGAGUUGCAAAUCUUCUCCUUUCCAUGGAAGAUAUGAGAAGUUUACUUUUCCUCUAGAAAAAGACAGUUAGCUAACACAUAUAGUUACUGAAUGAACUUAGGAUGAACUAUGUGUGACAAGGGGUGCUGUCAAGUCCUCUUACUUGAGGAUUAGUUAUGGUUUAGCUUGAGAACAUGUGUGUAAAGGGUGGCAUCUGCCUGGCUAUAUGACCAGGUGGCAACCCUCUCCGUCUUUGCAAUCUCUUCCUAGAUUGUCUAGUGGGAUCUAGAUCACAUUCUGGUUCAAGGCUCAUUGAAUAAUAAAAUUGCUUUCUUUCU
Cebus imitator (Panamanian white-faced capuchin) is the source of this 15990-nucleotide messenger RNA. It is a transcript of the gene GIMAP1, whose product is annotated as GTPase, IMAP family member 1. NCBI's taxonomy places the organism in Eukaryota, Metazoa, Chordata, Mammalia, Primates, Cebidae. The record is from RefSeq and is a predicted model, not a curated record. The coding region runs from base 135 to 1055 and encodes 306 amino acids. Gene Ontology annotation, molecular function: GTP binding. The transcript is spliced from 3 exons. Gene Ontology annotation, cellular component: endoplasmic reticulum.